AGGACUGCAACACGACAUUAUUGUAACGACAUUCUUCUGUGCUCUUGUUCACGUGAUGGAAAAAAAAAUACGUUAUCACCUUUCGAUAAUCAGCAAAGGUAUAGUAAACGGUGACGGUAUUCCGCCAGACUCGCGUUGCCUACGUUCUAGUAGCGGAAAUGGUGGCCUGCAUUUCAGAACGGACGUCACUAUUUCGGAAUGGUUAGAGGCGCGUAGGCUGCCAAGACAGUGAUACCGGUACCAUGAGUACCAUUGUCAAGCAGACUAUCUAUACCCAGCACCUGAACCUUUUCAUCCUCUUUGCUGAUUCUCUUGGUAAAGCAUCUCGUCAGCUUCGCCAUUCACGUUCUCACUUUGCCCUUCCUAUCCUUCUUUAAGCAGGUUGAUCUGUUUUGCUCACUUGUACGGCAAAUGUUCCUUCUAAUAUCGUACAGUCCGCAUUAUGAGAUGUGACUUACAAUGGAUCAAAACAGGUUUGUUUGUAUUAUAACUAAGGUGGAAAAAAAUGAUACCUUUUCGAAUUUUUGGAGAACCGAGACCUGUUCCUUAAAUAGUGGAGGGUGGGCACGUUGUUUAACUAACAACAAUUCCGUUAUUUGGCAAAUACACAAAAAACCGAUAGCUGGGUAAAAAAGAAACUGUAUUCCAUCUGUUUUCUUUGUAAACGCCGUGCAGCGAUAUUUUCAAAGAAUUUGAAAUGACAAUUACCUUUGUGACCUGGCCAUCACUUGUCCUCAACAAUAGGCAGAGUAAACAGAAACACGGGUGCAACGCGCUUCGCUGGUUGCGUGGGGAGAUCGCUAAGUUUGGCAAAAUACCCCCUAUGCUCUUCCCCACAAGUAUUGAUUCAUGCGCAGGCGUGAAACCAUAGCUGAUUUUCCUGGUUGAGGUCCGACACGAGAAAAGAAGAAUAAAGUCACCAAUCAGCUUCUUCUCGCUGAAGGAUUGGCUUGUACGUGAAUCGAUCGGACAUCCGGAUUGGUUGUGCUUUACACGACUUUCGUUACAAUGUUCCACCUUCUUUGUUUCUCCAUUCUUUUCCUACACGCAACUUAUGUGCAUUAGCUCUGUGCCAAACGAUUUCUCUUCGACAAGCACAUCAUCGAGCACUUUUAUCACAGAUGUUAUUGACGCUAGCAACCUCGUCACGGCGGUUGCCUAAAAGACAUCCGGGUGCACCAUUUUCAAAAACGUUUUCCUAACGAUGGAAUCCCGCGAAUCAGUUAAUCACACAUCAAAGCCGAAGACAUCAUUUUUGAUAGAGGAUAUUCUUUUUCAACGCCCUAAGCAGUCAUUUGGAGAAGUACCUGUAAGUAGAGAUACCACAUUCCACAGGCACCCGUCGUCUAAUAGUGCGUCUGAAAUUAGUAACCGGUGUUACGAGAUGCUGUUGUCCAAUGGAGGAAACAGUGGGUUACAGCAGCAGCAGGCCAAUAUUUCCAAUAACGCUUCAGAUUACACCUUCUUUCCAAAUGCUUUGGCAGCCGCUUUCCUCUGCCCCGCUCCUCCGACCACCUUUAACCUCAACAAUCAACGCUGUAACAAGGUGGAUGCGCAACAUCCCGCUCCUCUGUUCUUUCAAGCCACAGGGUUGCCUUUAACGGCUCUACUGGCUGCCGAUGCGGGAGCUAAACACGGACGCAGGCGGAAAGCUCGCACGGUGUUUUCCGAUCACCAGCUACAUGGACUGGAGCGGCGUUUUGAAAAACAACGCUAUUUGUCGACUCCUGAACGUGUUGAAUUGGCUCACGCAUUGCACCUCAGCGAAACACAAGUUAAAACAUGGUUCCAGAAUCGAAGAAUGAAGCACAAAAAACAGUUACGUAGACACGAGGACAAAAAACAUGGGUGCAAUACCACAUCGUCAAGUGGCCAACUAGAUCAUUCUGUGCAAGAUGGUCCGGCCGAUCUAUCCUUUCGCGGUGCGUUACAGUCCAACGACAUAUCGUCCGAGUCCGAAUGCUCCGACAGCCUACUCGAAGAUGAUGUUGACGUUAUGAGUGAUGAUACAUAAUUUUUUUGAUUUUAUGGUUUAAGUGUAACUUUAAACUUUGUUCUCCUACUUUCAUCUUGAAAUGUUAUGUAAAAUUGAAAUCAUACUCAUCAG
This is a messenger RNA of Daphnia magna, 2107 nucleotides long. RefSeq names its product brain-specific homeobox protein homolog. Bases 1205 to 2014 code for a protein of 269 amino acids. The transcript has 4 exons. Lineage: Eukaryota; Metazoa; Arthropoda; Branchiopoda; Diplostraca; Daphniidae. Gene Ontology annotation, molecular function: DNA binding; DNA-binding transcription factor activity, RNA polymerase II-specific. The record is from RefSeq and is a predicted model, not a curated record. Gene Ontology annotation, biological process: regulation of DNA-templated transcription.